AUGCUAGCCGUAGGGCAGAUGGAGGCUAACCGCCAGGGCGCCUUCGUGCUGAGCAGUACGCCGCUGGCCGCGCUGCACAACAUGGCCGAGAUGAAGACGUCGCUCUUCCCCUACGCCCUGCAGAACCCGGCCGGCUUCAAGGCGCCGGCCCUGGGCGGCCUCAACGCGCAGCUCCCGCUGGGCACGCCGCACGGCAUCAGCGACAUCCUGGGCAGGCCCGUGGCCGGCGCCGCCAGCAGCCUCCUCUCCGGCCUGCCCCGCCUGAACGGACUGGCCACGGCCGCCGCCGCGGGGAUGUAUUUCAACCCGGCCGCCGUCUCCAGGUACCCCAAGCCCCUGGCCGAGCUGCCCGGCCGGCCGCCCAUUUUCUGGCCCGGAGUUAUGCAGGGGGCGCCCUGGAGGGACCCGCGGCUCGCCUGCCCCGCCCAGGCCGGGAUGGUUUUGGAUAAAGACGGCAAGAAGAAGCACUCCCGGCCCACUUUUUCGGGGCAGCAGAUCUUCGCGCUGGAAAAGACCUUCGAGCAGACAAAGUACUUGGCCGGGCCGGAGAGAGCCCGCCUUGCCUACUCGCUGGGCAUGACGGAGAGUCAAGUCAAGGUGUGGUUCCAGAACCGGCGGACCAAGUGGCGGAAGCGGCACGCCGCCGAGAUGGCCUCGGCCAAGAAGAAGCACGACUCGGAGACGGAGAAGCUGAAGGAGAGCUCGGAGAACGAGGACGACGACGAGUACAACAAGCCGCUGGACCCCAACUCGGACGACGAGAAGAUCACGCGGCUCCUCAAGAAGCACAAGGCGGCCGCCGGCGCCCCGCUGGCCCUGCUCAGCCCCUGCAGCAACGCCUCGGAGCCCUCCUGA
Eublepharis macularius is the source of this 855-nucleotide messenger RNA. RefSeq names its product NK6 homeobox 2 (gene NKX6-2). Gene Ontology annotation, molecular function: RNA polymerase II cis-regulatory region sequence-specific DNA binding; DNA-binding transcription factor activity, RNA polymerase II-specific. Gene Ontology annotation, cellular component: nucleus. Gene Ontology annotation, biological process: regulation of transcription by RNA polymerase II; cell differentiation. NCBI's taxonomy places the organism in Eukaryota, Metazoa, Chordata, Lepidosauria, Squamata, Eublepharidae. Bases 1 to 855 code for a protein of 284 amino acids. The transcript has 3 exons. The record is from RefSeq and is a predicted model, not a curated record.